Molecule: messenger RNA, 2517 nt
Organism: Magnusiomyces paraingens
Lineage: Eukaryota; Fungi; Ascomycota; Dipodascomycetes; Dipodascales; Dipodascaceae
Exons: 1
Coding region: 1-2517 (838 amino acids)
Biological process (GO): mitotic intra-S DNA damage checkpoint signaling; resolution of meiotic recombination intermediates; double-strand break repair via break-induced replication
Cellular component (GO): nucleus; Holliday junction resolvase complex
Molecular function (GO): 3'-flap endonuclease activity; crossover junction DNA endonuclease activity; DNA binding
Source: RefSeq, a predicted model, not a curated record
AUGGUUGGACCUCCAGCAUCAUGGAAUCCCCUUUUUGUUGAGUGGCUUCAAGAGAUUUAUGAAGAAGCCGUAGCUUCUAACAAAACAAGCAGACCCAUCAUCUAUAAGCGUGCCCAAACAUCUCUCAUGCAAUGCCCAAAGCAAUUCGACCAUCCUUCAAAACUCGUCGAGCUUCGGUUCUUUGGACCAGCUAUAUGUCAAAAACUCGAGAAAAAAAUGCAAAAAUACUGCAAUGCAAAAAGUAUCCCAAUGCCUGAAUCUGAUUCUUCAUCAGCUUCUGCUCCACAACGAUCUAGAUCACAACAUUCAUCCACUGGAUCAAUUGAUAUUUACUACGACUCUUCAAAUCAACAAUCUCAAAGAGCUAGAAACUCUUCCUCUGCUGCAAGAUCUCGAACACUUCCUGAUAUUCCUGCUCCUACUUUAUCUGCAAGCAACCCAUACCGCACAACAGCAACCUCUACACCUGACUUUACUACCGGUGGUAUUGGAAGAUCUAGAGCCGCUACUACCUCUCAACGGAAAAGAAAAACACCCGCAAACUCUAUUGUUGAUCCUCCUCGAUCGACCUUGUCUGCUUCAAAUCCAUACAAAACAACUACAGCAUCUACUCCUGAUCUGGCUGUUUCUGGUAUAGGCUCUAGGCGUCCAGUGGCCUCUCAAUCUAGAAAAAGUAAUACCACAACAACAUCUACAAUCCCAAUAUCCAUUGAUAUUGAGGAUGAUGCAGCCGCAUCUUCAGAAUCACAACAAACGGACUCUAGACAAUCAAAACGUCAAAAAUCAACUCGAACUUAUAUACCCCGCCCUGGCUCAGGAGGCUAUGCUAUUUUAAUUACCUUAUUCCAUAAUGCUGAAAUAAAUGGCAAAAGCAAUGGCAUGUCUAGAGACGAAAUUACCAGUAUUGCACAUCAUCUUUCUAAUGAGUCUUUUCAAAGUGAUUUUCAUGCUGGAAGGCGCUACUCGGCAUGGAAUAGUAUCAAAAAACUUAUUGAAAAGGGCCUGGUUUACAAAAACGCCGUUCGCAACCCUAAAUUUUUCAUAACCGAUGAAGGAAUGUUACUUGCCGACAAAAUUCUUCAGGCGGAAAAGGCGGCAAAGAAAGAUACCCCGCUCACAACUUCGGCUCCUGGAUCUUUUUCCAACUCUUAUAGUGCGUUUUCUCGCCCACAAUCAGCAUCUGCUUCGCAGACUGUCGGGGACUUUAUAGACAUUGAUAUAAGUGAUGACGAUUUUGAAGAAAUUAUACGCCCGCCAAGCACUUUAGCUUCUUUUUCAGCAACAACCCCAAAUAAAAAUCAUACCAUUGAAUUGAAUUCUAAAGAAACUCCUAAAAACAAUUCAAAUGGACUUCAAGAUGCCUGGAGACUUGAAAAAUCAAAAUUAACACCUAAUAGUCAAGUUCGUGCUGAACUUCGCAGGCUUACUCAACUCACAGGGAUCCAAGGAAAUUCAAUUUCUACUGCCAAUACUAUCACUUCGCUUCCUGUUUUGCCAGAAAGCUCACCAAUAAAACAAAAUAUAGAAGACUGUGAAAUGGUUCGACAAAUUGAGGAAAUUGGAGCUGAUGGCCGCUAUGAUCGAGUGAUUUGGGGGAGUAAUGACUACAGGAUUGGUCUUUUAAUUGACAACCGUGAGGUUCGCUCAGUAGAAGACAGAAACUACUUUAUCAAUAAACUAGAAGAGCAAGGUGUUUUAGUAGAAGAAAGAGCAUUAGCAGUUAGUGACGUUGUGUGGAUCGCACGUCAUAAACGGACUGGGAAAGUAGCUGUAUUAGACUUCAUUUUGGAACGAAAGCGUCUUGAUGAUUUGCUUUCAUCUAUCCGUGAUGGUCGGUUCUCUGAACAAAAACAUCGUCUUAAAAAAACUGGUAUAAGCAAUAUUACUUACCUUAUUGAAGAAUAUAAUAUAAAUGAACGUACUGCGACAAUUUCUCAAACCAUUGCUACUGCCAUGUCUCAAGCAAUUACGGUAGAUGACUUUUUUUUGAAGCGAACAGCAAGCUCAGAAUCCACUGUGACAUUUUUGGCCAUGAUGACUAAAAGAAUUGAGCAUGAAUAUCGAGGAACUGAUCUCUAUUUUAUUAUUCCUCGAAUUUCGACGCCAUCUUCUUACCGCUAUGCCAUUUUGAGGGCCCGGAUGAAAAUAGAUUCCCGAAAGAAAAAUGGGCAAAUUAACUCAUCAAUGUGCAACGAACCUAUGGGAGAAGGUAAUUUAUGUCUUGGCGUUGAUUUUGAAGUUUUUCAGACGGCCUUAUCAAAAUCUGGAAUGGUCACAGUUAAAGAACUUUACAUUAGAAUGUUGCAAGUGAUAAAAGGAGUCACAUUGGAAAAGGCAAAAAUGAUUCAAAACUCUUAUCCUACUCCUCGUUCUUUGGUUGAUGCAUAUGAUAAAGAGGCAACUGAAGAAGACAAAAAAAACAUGAUUUUUCGAAAGUUUGGAAGUAACAUUACAAAGCUCCGCAUUAGGAAAGAACUUUCUGAAAAAAUUUAUUUGCAAUGGGGAUGUUUAUCGUGA